ACCACGCACAUCUCCUCCCGCAAACGCGCGCCGCUUCAACAUGGGCGUCCCCUUCGACCACGCACCGGAAAGGCCGGAGCACAUUGAUGCCAUCCUCAACGGCCUCGACAGGUACAACCCGGAGACGACGGGCGUGUUCCAGGACUAUGUGAUGCAGCAGUGCGAGAACCAGACGUACGACUGCUACGCCAACCUGGCGCUACUGAAGCUGUACCAGUUCAACCCGCACCUGACGCGGGACGAGACGAUCACCAACAUCCUGGUGAAGUCUUUGACGGUGUUCCCGGGGGCCGACUUCAGCCUGUGCCUCUCGCUGCUGCCGCCACACAUCCUGUCGCCGCUGAACAGCACGUCGGCGGCAAACCCCGCAGCCGGGGACCCGGCGCUGAGCGAGGCGGUGCAGAAGCUCAACGUGCUGAACAACCUGCUGGGCAGCGCCGACUACGCGGGCUUCUGGGCGACGCUGGACAGCGACGACCUGUACGCGGACCUGAUCGCCGAUGUGGCCAACUUCGAGGAGAUCAUGUGCGUGCGCAUUGCGGUGACGGUGUCGCAGGCCGUGCGCGAGAUCGAGCGCUCCAUCCUCGAGGCGUGGCUGAACAAGCGCGGCCAGGAGUUCGAGCAGUUCGUCACGGGCGUGUGUGGCUGGGCUGUCGACGGCAACGUCGUCAAGGUGCCGCUGAACAAGGAGAACGAGGCCAAGGGCACCGUCGUGAGGGAGAAUGUCAAGUUCGACCAGUUCUCCCGCCUGAUCAAGCGGGCCUACGAGCAGCCCGCGUAAGCUUGCAACGAUGACCCACCCAUGUCGUCGACUUUAAUUCCCUCAUCACGCAUUCCCCAACGACGAUGAUGCUGACGACGAUGACUCUUGCGGCGAGAACCUAAGCAGCCACCACACCUAGGCAUGGCAUGGCAAGGCAUGGGAGGUAUGAAAAGGGAAGGGAAGGGAGGAGAGCUAAAGGGGGCAAACGGCGUUACGAGGAGCACUUCACGGACGGGCCUAACUGAAUUGAUUUUUGCAGAGCGAGCGAGAGAGAGAGAGAGAGAGAGAG
This is a messenger RNA of Aplosporella prunicola CBS 121167, 1052 nucleotides long. RefSeq lists its product as uncharacterized. The record is from RefSeq and is a predicted model, not a curated record. Gene Ontology annotation, biological process: regulation of translational initiation. The transcript is spliced from 3 exons. Gene Ontology annotation, molecular function: ribosome binding; translation initiation factor activity. NCBI's taxonomy places the organism in Eukaryota, Fungi, Ascomycota, Dothideomycetes, Botryosphaeriales, Aplosporellaceae. The coding region runs from base 41 to 781 and encodes 246 amino acids. Gene Ontology annotation, cellular component: eukaryotic translation initiation factor 3 complex; cytoplasm.